AACGGGGUUUCACCAUCUUGGUUAGGCUGGUCUUGAACUCCUGACUUUGUAAUCCACCCGCCUCGGCCUCCCAAAGUACUGGGAUUACAGGUGUGAGCCACUGCGCCUGGCCGUACUUUCAUUUUCAAUAAAACCCUUAAUUCCUUCCUUGAUUUGUUUGUGUGUUUCACUCUUGUCAUCCAGUAUGGAGUGCAACGGCGCGAUCUCGGCUCACUGCAUCCUCCGCUGGGUUCAAGCAAUUCUCCUGCCUCGGCCUGCCUAGUACCUGGGAUUACAGGCACGCGACACCACGUCCAGCUAAUUUUUUGUAUUUUUAGUAGUGACGGGGUUUCACCAUGUUGGGCAGGCUGGUCUCGAACUCCUGACCUCAGGUGAUCCAUCCGCCUCGGCCUUCCAAAGUGCUGGGAUUACAGGCGUGAGCCACCACUCCCGGCCCAACCCCAUGUUUUCUCAGGAACUGGAGUUCCCUUUAGGAAGCAAGUAACAGAGGUGCUGGGCUGCCCGGGCCUCUAGGUCGUCUUCUUUCCCAGGCUCUGUGCUCUCACCAGAGUGCGCGUUCGGGAAGCAGGGAGAGGACCAGGAAAGACGCCUGAGACGGAGAGUGGGCACCGGCCGGGGGCAGGCAGGUCUGGCCCCUGGGGGUCAGAGUGCAGCGCCGGUUUGAGGCAGUUCGGCCACUUAGCUGCGACUCGAAAUGAAUGACUCACUUCCCCUCCUCGGGCGAGCUCCUGGCUUUGCCCCAGCAAGCGGGAACUCCCAGGAUCAGGAAGGUCCCAGAGAAACUCCCCAGGGGGGAAGCCGAGGCCGUCCAGAGAGAUCCAGGGUACACACAGUGACAGUGCCAGCUCCACAUUCCCGACCACCGGGCCAGGGCUGGUUCCACGCUGUCAUUUCUCUCCGCUGGCCCCAGCCGCGGGGCCACCUCCAGACAGACCGGGGAUCCUGCCUGGCGGCGUGACCUUGGGGCUUGGUGAGGUGACUCGCGGUCGCGGGUGACUCGCCGGCAGGACACUGCCUGGAACGCCUGGAGCGCCUCCCACUGCAGACGUCUGUCCGCCUCCAGCCGCUCUCCUCUGACGGGUCCUGCCUCAGUUGGCGGAAUGGCGGCCACGGGAGCCAAUGCAGAGAAAGCUGAAAGUCACAAUGAUUGCCCCGUCAGACUUUUAAAUCCAAACAUAGCAAAAAUGAAAGAAGAUAUUCUCUAUCAUUUCAAUCUCACCACUAGCAGACACAAUUUCCCAGCCUUGUUUGGAGAUGUGAAGUUUGUGUGUGUUGGUGGAAGCCCCUCCCGGAUGAAAGCCUUCAUCAGGUGCGUUGGUGCAGAGCUGGGCCUUGACUGCCCAGGUAGAGACUAUCCCAACAUCUGUGCGGGAACUGACCGCUAUGCCAUGUAUAAAGUAGGACCGGUGCUGUCUGUCAGUCAUGGUAUGGGCAUUCCUUCUAUCUCAAUCAUGUUGCAUGAGCUCAUAAAGCUGCUGUACUAUGCCCGGUGCUCCAACGUCACUAUCAUCCGCAUUGGCACUUCUGGUGGGAUAGGUCUGGAGCCCGGCACUGUGGUCAUAACAGAGCAGGCAGUGGAUACCUGCUUCAAGGCAGAGUUUGAGCAGAUUGUCCUGGGGAAGCGGGUCAUCCGGAAAACGGACCUUAACAAGAAGCUGGUGCAGGAGCUGUUGCUGUGUUCUGCAGAGCUGAGCGAGUUCACCACAGUGGUGGGUAACACCAUGUGCACCUUGGACUUCUAUGAAGGGCAAGGCCGUCUGGAUGGGGCUCUCUGCUCCUACACGGAGAAGGACAAGCAGGCGUAUCUGGAGGCAGCCUACGCAGCCGGCGUCCGCAAUAUCGAGAUGGAGUCCUCGGUGUUUGCCGCCAUGUGCAGCGCCUGCGGCCUCCAAGCGGCCGUGGUGUGUGUCACCCUCCUGAACCGCCUGGAAGGGGACCAGAUCAGCAGCCCUCGCAAUGUGCUCAGCGAGUACCAGCAGAGGCCACAGCGGCUGGUGAGCUACUUCAUCAAGAAGAAACUGAGCAAGGCCUGAGCGCUGCCCUGCACCUCCGCAGACCUGCUGCGAUGACUUGCCAUUAAAAGCAUUGUCCAAAA
Molecule: messenger RNA, 2095 nt
Organism: Gorilla gorilla gorilla (western lowland gorilla)
Lineage: Eukaryota; Metazoa; Chordata; Mammalia; Primates; Hominidae
Gene: UPP1
Product: uridine phosphorylase 1
Exons: 9
Coding region: 1101-2033 (310 amino acids)
Biological process (GO): nucleotide catabolic process; uridine catabolic process
Cellular component (GO): cytosol; cytoplasm
Molecular function (GO): uridine phosphorylase activity
Source: RefSeq, a predicted model, not a curated record